Molecule: messenger RNA, 294 nt
Organism: Engraulis encrasicolus (European anchovy)
Lineage: Eukaryota; Metazoa; Chordata; Actinopteri; Clupeiformes; Engraulidae
Product: retinal cone rhodopsin-sensitive cGMP 3',5'-cyclic phosphodiesterase subunit gamma-like
Exons: 4
Coding region: 76-294 (72 amino acids)
Biological process (GO): visual perception; positive regulation of epidermal growth factor receptor signaling pathway; positive regulation of G protein-coupled receptor signaling pathway
Cellular component (GO): photoreceptor outer segment membrane
Molecular function (GO): cGMP binding; 3',5'-cyclic-nucleotide phosphodiesterase activity
Source: RefSeq, a predicted model, not a curated record
AGAAAGCAAGGAGUUCCUCAACUCAACUUUGUUUUGCAUCUCUGCGCUUGCACCUCCGCAAGAAACCCAAAAGCAAUGGACGCACCAGCAGCCGCCGGCUCCAGGGGACCCCCCAAGUUCAAGCAGAGGGCGGCCCGCGUCUUCAAGAGCAAGGCCCCCAAGCCUGGACAGAAGGGAUUUGGCGACGACAUCCCAGGAAUGGAGGGACUUGGAACAGACUUCACGGUGGUCUGCCCGUGGGAGGCCUUUGGAGACAUGGAGCUGAGCGACCUGGCGAAAUACGGAAUUGUGUAG